Phalaenopsis equestris is the source of this 1855-nucleotide messenger RNA. RefSeq names its product probable anion transporter 3, chloroplastic. Gene Ontology annotation, biological process: transmembrane transport. The transcript is spliced from 8 exons. Gene Ontology annotation, molecular function: phosphate transmembrane transporter activity. Lineage: Eukaryota; Viridiplantae; Streptophyta; Magnoliopsida; Asparagales; Orchidaceae. The coding region runs from base 85 to 1653 and encodes 522 amino acids. The record is from RefSeq and is a predicted model, not a curated record. Gene Ontology annotation, cellular component: plastid.
ACGCCCGUUAGCGUUUGGGGUCCGCUUUCUCGAUCUAAGGAGUCCGGACUCAAGUGGCUUCAGAGUCGCCGACUCGCCGCAGCUAUGAGUCUUCUCCGGCACUCCCUCGAUCGAGUUAUUCAUCCUUCCCUUCCUCCAAUAUCUCGAGAACACACUCGCCGAGUGUCCUCUAGGUUCAUCACCAGCCAUGGUUUUCCGCCUCGCUUCUCCCAGGUCGCUGUCGGAACAGGAAGUUCACAUGGGUCCCUUCAAUGGGUGUUUCCGCAAAGUCAGGUUCGAAAAAAAGUUCGACUGGGGAUCUCGAGAAACAGCGCCUCUGGCUCAUUCUUGCCUGAUAAAGAGCUGCAUAGCCCAACCUUGUUGGAAUUCGUCACCUCUGAGAGGGUUAAGGUGGUUGCGAUGUUGGGGUUGGCUUUGGCACUCUGCAAUGCCGAUCGGGUGGUGAUGUCCGUGGCGAUUGUUCCCCUCUCGAAGGUGCGUGGAUGGAGCCAGUCGUUUUCUGGGAUUAUUCAGUCAUCUUUCCUAUGGGGAUACAUGAUGUCACCAAUAAUUGGCGGGGCAUUUGUUGAUCAUUAUGGUGGUAAAGUUAUCAUGGCAUGGGGAGUGACUCUCUGGUCCCUUGCAACACUUCUUACUCCUUGGGCGGCAGAGACUUCUGUAUUGGCGUUAAUCACAAUGAGAGUCCUUCUAGGAGUAGCAGAAGGAGUUGCUCUUCCCAGUAUGAACAAUAUGGUCUCUAGAUGGUUUCCUCAAACUGAGAGAUCAAGAGCUGUUGGAAUUGUAAUGGCUGGAUUUCAACUUGGCAGUGCCGUUGGACUUCUAAUUUCCCCUAUAAUUAUGUCGAAGGCAGGAAUUUUUGGGCCUUUUGUGAUAUUUGGAUUAUUUGGGUUUCUCUGGGUGCUGGUAUGGCUUCCUGGAACCACAAGUGCUCCUGAAAAACACCCACAAAUAUCAAGAUAUGAGUUGGACUACAUCACUAAAGGUCAGAAACCUCUGAUUUGCUUGGAAAGAAAUGGUAAGUCUGAAAUCAUACCCCCUUUGGUGAAAUUGCUUUCUAGGUUUCCAACAUGGGCUUUAAUUUCUGCAAAUGCAAUGCACAGUUGGGGAUACUUUGUCAUUCUCUCAUGGAUGCCAAUCUACUUCAACACUAUUCAUCAUGUUGAUCUUCGGCAAGCUGCAUGGUUCAGUGCACUCCCAUGGUUCAUGAUGGCUUUUUUGGGUUAUGCUGCUGGUACUGUUUCAGAUAUGCUGAUCAAGAGAGGUGUUAGUAUUACUUUUACACGCAAAAUCAUGCAGACAAUUGGUUUUAUCGGUCCUGCCAUUUGUCUUCUUGGUUUAAAUGCUGCAAAUAAUCCUUCUGCGGCAUCUGCUUGGCUUACAGCAGCUGUUGGAUUAAGCUCUUUUAGUCAUUCCGGCUUCCUAGUGAAUUUCCAAGAAGUUGCUCCAAAGUAUGCAGGCGUCCUCCAUGGAAUGUCGAAUACUGCUGGAACAUUGGCUGCUAUCAUGGGAACCGUUGGCGCUGGCUUUUUUGUUCAAAAGAUGGGUUCAUUUCGAGGAUUUAUCCUGCUUACUUCACUAUUAUACUUUUUUUGUGCUCUCUUCUGGGAUAUUUUUGCUACGGGAGUGCAAGUUGAUUUUGAUGCAGUGGCUUGAAUUGGCUAUGCCUGUGCUCUUCUGUUCAGUUUUUAAAUUUUGUCCCCAAAAAUUCUCAAAUUGUCCCAUUGAACAGGUAUGUGUUGCAAAAUACUGUUCCUGGUGUAUUUUAUUCAUUCGUUGUAAAAAUUUUUUGUGCCAGCUGAUGAAGCAACACCCAUUACAACUAUGGUUCAAUUUGUGUUUUGCAUUAUUGCAUCAU